Molecule: messenger RNA, 3392 nt
Organism: Puntigrus tetrazona (Sumatra barb)
Lineage: Eukaryota; Metazoa; Chordata; Actinopteri; Cypriniformes; Cyprinidae
Gene: slc37a1
Product: solute carrier family 37 member 1
Exons: 20
Coding region: 338-1924 (528 amino acids)
Biological process (GO): phosphate ion transmembrane transport; glucose-6-phosphate transport
Cellular component (GO): endoplasmic reticulum membrane
Molecular function (GO): glucose 6-phosphate:phosphate antiporter activity
Source: RefSeq, a predicted model, not a curated record
GAAAGAGAGAGAGAGAGAGAGAGAGUAAGAGAGAGAAAGAGAAAGAGAGAGAGAGAGAGAGAGAGAGAGACGGUCAAUAGAGACAGACGGCGCUCAACGGAGCCUGGAUACGGAUCUAAAGCCACCGAUGCGACUCUUCAUAAUGGGAUCCCGUGUCUUUCCGAUCAAAUCACAAGGUCCUCUUGGUCAGAGAUGGGUCUUGUGACUAUAUCUAGAGGCAUCCUGCCUAACGUCUUUAUGAAAUUUACUGAGCAGCCGUAAUACAUCACACACACACACACACACACACACACACACACACACACACACACACACACACACACACACAGACAGAAGCAUGGCACCGGUCCCACCUGGCAUCCGCUUCUUGACAUCCUUCAAUAGGGACCAGUGGUACAGGGCCUUCACGUUUGGCCUCACGUUCCUGCUCUACACGAGUUUCCAUCUGUCCAGGAAGCCCAUCAGCAUCGUCAAGAGUGAGCUGCAUAAGAACUGCUCUCAUGUGAUGGAGGCGCCUACAGAGAGCAGCAGCAGCCAGCGGCCUGUGCUUCACCCAGAGCUAGACUGCAGCUGGAAGCCUUUCGACAGAAAUAACUAUAAGCAGCUGCUCGGAGCAAUGGAUUACUCUUUCCUGUGUGCUUAUGCCAUAGGCAUGUAUCUAAGUGGAAUAAUAGGAGAGCGUUUGCCCAUUCGCCUGUACCUGACCGUGGGCAUGCUGACCAGUGGUCUUUUCACCUGUCUGUUUGGACUGGGAUACGUCUAUGACGUCCAUAGCCUGGGCUUUUAUAUAUUUGUUCAGGUGGCCAAUGGCUUGGUUCAGACCACUGGUUGGCCUAGUGUUGUGACUUGCAUUGGCAACUGGUUUGGUAAGGGCAGGAGAGGCCUCAUCAUGGGUCUGUGGAACUCUCACACGUCGGUGGGCAACAUCCUGGGCUCUUUGAUCGCUGGAUAUUAUGUCUCCUCUAACUGGGGUCUGUCUUUCAUCGUCCCCGGAGUUAUCAUCGCUGCUAUGGGAGUCAUCUGCUUCCUCUUUCUAAUAGAGCACCCUAAUGAUCUGAAGAUCGCCAGUACACAGAGCUCAGCUCCAAGCAAUCAGAAGGUUCAUAAAAACUGGAAUGGUGUGAAUGGACAUAAAGACCUUUACCUGCAGUACAAGCCAGGAGCUAAAGCACAGAGCUGGGACACGGAGCUUCUGCUGGGACAGGACAGCAUUGGCGUGUGUGUUCCUGUGCAGCAGGUGGUGGUGGUGAAGAGCGAGGCCGAACCGUCAGCCAUCAGCUUCAUGGGAGCUUUACGCAUUCCUGGAGUGGUGGAGUUCUCUCUUUGUCUGCUGUUUGCCAAACUGGUCAGUUACACCUUCCUCUUCUGGCUUCCCCUUUACAUCACUAAAGCAGCUCACCUUGAUGCCAAGAAAGCUGGAGACCUUUCAACUCUGUUUGACGUGGGAGGCAUUGUUGGAGGGAUCCUGGCUGGAGUGAUCUCUGAUAAGAUGGGAAAGAGGGCCACCACUUGUGCUGUGAUGCUUCUGCUGGCUGCGCCCACACUCUACGGCUUCUCUAUGAUGAGUCAGUUUGGCCUGGGUCCUACUAUUGGCAUGCUGCUGGUGUGUGGUGGUUUAGUCAACGGACCAUACGCUCUCAUCACAACCGCUGUCUCUGCUGAUUUGGGCACACACAAGAGUCUGAAGGGCAAUGCCAGGGCUCUGUCUACGGUGACGGCUAUUAUAGACGGCACUGGAUCUGUCGGUGCUGCCGUGGGACCUUUGUUAGCAGGGCUGCUGUCAGCACAAGGAUGGGAUCAGGUCUUUUACAUGCUCAUGACCGCAGACUUUUUAGCACUGCUGCUUUUACUGAGACUUGUGACGAAGGAGCUUCGCUCUCAUAGGAACCGGCCAGGAGUCGCUGUCGAACUGAAGGAACACUGAGCACUUUGCACUGGAUACACAUGUUCAUCUCUGACCACUUCCUACCCUGGACCAAAACUUGACUGAAACCUGUGUUUAGUCCUCUGCUUUAGAAAGCGAACUCUUGUCUUUAGUCGAUCAGUCCGGACCUGCAGCUCUGCCUGAGGUUGUUCUUUGGUUGUGACUGAACACGACUCAAUGCGAGGUCAAGCCUAAACAUCCCUCCAGUUAAAUAAUGCACAAUUGCGCAACCAAAAGUAGCCUCCCUUCGCUGCUAACAAGGGGAAUUUAAAAUAAACGCAGUAUAAUUUCUCCUUCUAGAUCCCUGCCGGGCACGCAGCACCUUCAUUAAACUCGCAGAACAAAUGUCCCUGUAGAUAGUUCAUAAAUCCACUCUUGCAUGAAUUGUCACAUCGAAUUGAACGAAUGCUUUAAGAACAAUUUACACCGAAAUUUGUUCCGCUCCUGUUUUAUAAACAAGGCCCACAGAACGCAGAGCCGACGGUCAGUUUGUUUAUGUAUAUACUACAUGCCUUUCUAUAAACCAAAGCCAAUCUUAUUAGUUCAUGAGGAGUUGUACGUUAUAUAUUUGGACUGUUUUCUGUGUCUUUCUGUGGUGGCUUUUUUAUAUCCUGUGUUUGUAUAUAGGGGAUCCACUAGCCAAUUAUGGCCAAUCAUUUUCUUUUAUUUAAUUUUAUAUGUAUUUAUUUUUUCACUGCUGGCCUGUGACUUAAUGAAUAAACGUAGUGUUUCGAGUCGAUAUGAAUGGAGGUUAGCAUUAGUUGCCGUCGAACCACUAUUUACCACACAUUCGUAUAGAAACCCAGUUCAAGCUGUUCUAUGUCAAUAACGGAAGAUGUAUCAGAACCGUGAUCUCUUUUCUCUGUAGAAUGCAGUAUUAGAACUUUGAAAGCGUUUCUGUUUCCAGGUUUAAAAUGUCUGAGCGAACCCAAAGCGUCUCCUUGACUGUAAUUAUUGUACGUGCACAUUUAGGACCCGCACCUGCCUCUGCAGCUAUAAAUAUUUAAAGUGUCUAUUUGAAUGUUCAGGAUACUGUUGGAUCGUGUCGUUCUGCGGCGCUAGAGGCACAUGUAGAUGUUUGGACCUCUUAUGUAAUCAUGCGUGUAGCACGUGUGCAUUUGCCCUUAUAGGACGACGUAAUCUAGGUAAAUGAAUGUAUCUGUGUAAUUAUGGGUAGAACCCUGGUGUAAUGAGAGAAAAUACAUUGUGCCUUCUUUCUAUUUGUGUUUUUGUAUAGGGAUACGUCUUCGGAGCGUUCAUUUGUAAGUUAUUAUCAGCACCUUUACACACUCCUUGUACAAAUAGAGGUUUGGGAAUUAGCUGUACUAUGUUGCUGUGUACACAAAGAGGACAUUUUCAAUAAAGCCAACAUAAGGACAUGCAUCUUCCUUCGUUUGUCACGGUGCAAGCUAUGUGCUUUUAUGAUUUGAUUAUUAUUUCUUAAUGAAUAAAAUCAAAUAAUUUUAUA